Molecule: messenger RNA, 2415 nt
Organism: Elgaria multicarinata webbii
Lineage: Eukaryota; Metazoa; Chordata; Lepidosauria; Squamata; Anguidae
Product: zinc finger protein 420-like
Exons: 2
Coding region: 1-1572 (523 amino acids)
Biological process (GO): regulation of transcription by RNA polymerase II
Molecular function (GO): RNA polymerase II cis-regulatory region sequence-specific DNA binding; DNA-binding transcription factor activity
Source: RefSeq, a predicted model, not a curated record
AUGGAGGAGAUUCGUGGGAUCCUGGCUUCUGUGGACAAGAAAAAUGGCCUACACCAGAGGAGGAAAACUGAAACUGAAGAGAAGAGGGAAAACAAAUCCAUUUCUUUUGAAGGAUCAGACGUCUGUGAAACUCCAAUCCUGGAAGCAACAAGAAAAAAGAACAUUCACAAUAGGAAGACACAGAGGAACAGCUCUUGGGAUAUAAAGACUCAGAAGGUUCAUAUUAGCGAGUGUGAAAAACAAUUCAGUUUCAACACACAACUUAAGUUGUAUCAAAGAGUUCAUACUGGGGAGAAGACCUGUAAAUGCUUAGAAUGCGGGAAGAGCUUUGCUCACAGCGCAAGCGUUAAGCGGCAUGAAGGAAUUCACACUGGGGAGAAGAACUAUAAAUGCUUUGAGUGUGGGAAAACCUUUCUUCUGAGCGCACACCGUAAGCAGCAUCAACGAAUUCACACUGGGGAGAAGCCCUAUAAAUGCUUAGAAUGCGGGAAGAGCUUUGCUCAGAGCGUUACACUUAAGGAGCAUCAACGAAUUCACACUGGGGAGAAGCCCUAUAAAUGUUUAGAGUGCGGAGAAAGCUUUGCUCACAGAACAAACCUUAAGCAGCAUCAAGGAAUUCACACUGGGGAGAAGCCCUAUAAAUGCUUAGAAUGCGGGAAGAGCUUUGCUCUUAGCACAAGCCUUAAGCUGCAUCAAAGAAUUCACACUGGGGAGAAGCCCUAUAAAUGCUUAGAAUGCGGGAAGAACUUUGCUCAGAGCACACACCUUAAGCAGCAUCAGGGAAUUCACACUGAGGAGAAGCCCUAUAAAUGCUUAGAAUGCAGGAAGAGAUUCGCUCACAGCACAAGCCUUAAGCUGCAUCAACGAAUUCACACUGGGGAGAAGCCCUAUGAAUGCUUUGAGUGCGGGAAGAGCUUUCCUUACAGCACAAGCCUUAAGCGGCAUCAACGACUUCACACUGGGGAGAAGCCCUAUAAAUGCUUUGAUUGCGGGAAGAGCUUUGCUCAGAGCAUACUCCUUAAACUGCAUCAAAGAAUUCACACUGGGGAGAAGCCCUAUAAAUGCUUAGAGUGCGGGAAGAGCUUUUCUAGCAGCUCAAGACUUAAGCGGCAUAAGGGAAUUCACACUGGGGAGAAGCCCUAUAAAUGCUUAGAGUGUGGGAUGAGCUUUGCCCACAGCACACACAUUAAGUGGCAUCAAAGAAUUCAUACUGGGGAGAAGCCCUAUAAAUGCUUAGAGUGUGGAAACAGCUUUGCUCGGAGCAUGCACCUUAAGCAGCAUCAAAGAAUUCACACUGGGGAGAAGCCCUAUAAAUGCUUAGAGUGCGGAAAGAGCUUUGCUCAGAGCUCAUACCUUAAGCAGCAUCAAAGAAUUCACACUGGGGAGAAGCCCUAUGAAUGCUUUGCGUGCAGGAAGAGCUUUGCUUUUAGCAGUAGCCUUAAGCGGCAUCAAAGAAUUCACACUGGGGAGAAGCCCUAUGAAUGCUUUGAGUGCAGGAAGAGCUUUGCUUUUAGCAGUAGCCUUAAGCGGCAUCAAAGAAUUCACAGUGGGGGAAGCCCUAUAAAUGCUUAGUGUAGCAUUUAUAUCAUAGAAUAGUAGAGUUGGAAGGGGCCUAUAAGGCCAUCGAGUCCAAGCCCCUGCUCAAUGCAGGAAUCCACCCUAAAGCAUCCCUGACAGAUGUUGUGCAGCUGCCUCUUGAAUGACUCUAGUGCGGGACAGCCCACAACCUUCCAAGAUAACUGUUUUCAUUGUCGUACUGCUCUAAAAGGAAGUUUUUCCUGAUGUCCAGCCGGAAUCUGCCUUCCUGUAACUUGAGCCCAUUAUUCUGUGUCCUGCAUCCUGGAAUGAUCGAGAAGAAAUCCUGGCCCUCCUCUGUGUGACCACCCUUCAAGUCAUUGAGGAGUGCUAUCCUAUCUCCCCUCAAUCUUCUCCAGGUUAAAUAUGCCCAGUUCUUUCACUCUCUCCUCAUAGGGCUUUGUAUCCAGACCACUGAUCAUCCUCUGAACAUUAGGGUGACCAUGUUUUGAAAACCAAAAAGGGGGACAACGUGGUCAGCCCCAAACAGGGUGUGUCCAGCACCACGGGGGCGUGCCCACCCGAACAUCAUCUUGGUCACUGCCACGACACAGGCUCUGAACACCAGGCCUGGCCACGGCUACUCCCUGCUCAAGCCAAGCACCACUGCUUGAUAUGCCUGAGGCGAGGGACAAGCACCGCCUUUCUCCAAACUAUGUGGCGAAAGGGGUUAAAUGGAGAAGGUUUUCAAUAAUAAACUAGAACACUGUGAGUUAUAUGUGCUGAGGUGAAUUAUUGUCAGAGUGAGUCUAGAUGUAUAAACUUCAGAUGAUAAAUGCCAAACAGAGACGUGGGAUUUUUGUGGUAGUUAAAACGAAAUAAUUAAAAUUAAUUUUGCAA